This is a messenger RNA of Populus euphratica (Euphrates poplar), 839 nucleotides long. RefSeq lists its product as uncharacterized. The transcript has 4 exons. The record is from RefSeq and is a predicted model, not a curated record. Lineage: Eukaryota; Viridiplantae; Streptophyta; Magnoliopsida; Malpighiales; Salicaceae. Gene Ontology annotation, biological process: tRNA modification; RNA (guanine-N7)-methylation. Gene Ontology annotation, cellular component: cytosol; nucleus; tRNA methyltransferase complex. The coding region runs from base 294 to 800 and encodes 168 amino acids. Gene Ontology annotation, molecular function: protein binding.
UCUUUCUCUUAAGUUUCCUGGGCUCGAGCGCAGUAGUGCCCCCAUGAUCUGAAAAGCAAAACCCUCCUCCAUUGACAAUGGGUUGAUUUUCGUUGUGCUUAAAAGUAAUCUCUGACUAUGCGUUAUCUAAUGCAAUUACGGUGCGCACAUGACGGGACAAGUCAGACCUGGCAUCAUUGUGUAAUAAAUCCGUUAAAUCUGGAUAGGCCCAAUACAUAAAACAAAUAUGCUUCAGUGAGCAGAUAUACUUUUUUCUCAGGGCCGUGCAGUUAAACCCUGAAAGGUGAAACAUUAUGAGCAACAACUGUUUAACAGGAGCAAAAAUGGACACUCAAGUUGGAGGAGGAGAAAACAACGGAGACGUAGAGGUAGCUCCGGCCCUAAUUUCAGUUCAGCCGUCCCAGGAUUCCUUCGCUGUCGCAGUCGGGCCAGACCUCCGCGUCUUCGACUUCCGAGGGGGUUGUGGGGUUACAUUGGUGGAUGAAACUGGAGAGUUUAUAUCAGUUGGUGAUGAUAAACUUGUCAAUAUUUGGUCUACUGGUUCUUGGCGCUGCAUUGCUUCCGUGUGCUCUGAGAAGAGAGUGAGUGUAGUUGCCAUUUAUGAUGGAAUGCAUGCUUGUUUUGCUGACAAAUUCGGAGCUGUUGGGAGGUGGAUCUGCAUGGACUUGAUGGAAACGAGUCAUUGGAAGAUCCAGAGUUUGAAUCCGCAGAGAAAUGUUCAUAUCAAGAUUUCUACUACUCGUGGGCUCGGACCCAACUCGGUAUUCAAGUGGUAUAUGGCAAUCGCAAUUGUAGUGUAGACAGCAAACCAUGUGCCAUAUAGAGUUGAUUCUACAGCC